Messenger RNA from Sesamum indicum (sesame), 2221 nucleotides. RefSeq names its product anaphase-promoting complex subunit 8 (gene APC8). The record is from RefSeq and is a predicted model, not a curated record. Gene Ontology annotation, cellular component: anaphase-promoting complex. Gene Ontology annotation, molecular function: protein binding. Gene Ontology annotation, biological process: anaphase-promoting complex-dependent catabolic process; protein ubiquitination; cell division. Lineage: Eukaryota; Viridiplantae; Streptophyta; Magnoliopsida; Lamiales; Pedaliaceae.
CCCCCCACCGCUGUUCACCUUCACUUUCACCACCUAGAUAUGAAAAUUAAUUCCACCAUAAACAUAGAGUGAGAAAAAUUCAUCAUUAUCUGAGCAGUUGUGAAGACGGGGAGCAAAAUUUAUUCUACUGGUAGAAAAUGUCAUCCAAAGAAACCUGCAGAACUGAGCUCCGUGCCGCCGUUCGCCACCUCAGCGACCGUGGCCUCUACUCCGCCUCCAAAUGGGCAGCGGAGCAAUUGAUGGGAAUAGAGCAAGACCCUUCGAAGCACACCCCGUCCCACACUAGAUUCCAGCGCGGCAGCUCUAGUAUCCGCCGGCCGCACCGCCGGGCGGCGGAAUCCUCCGCCACCCCUUCCGGUGGGGUGUCUUAUGUUUCCACCCCGUCGAUGGUGGGGCCUGAGGAGUACGAUUAUGAUCCGAUUGAUACUGAUUUUUAUUUGCUGGCCAAGUCUUACUUUGACUGCAGGGAGUAUAGGAGGGCUGCUCAUGUGCUCCGGGACCAGACUGGGAAGAAAGCUGUGUUCUUGCGCUGCUAUGCACUUUAUUUGGCUGGAGAAAAGCGAAAAGAAGAAGAGAUGAUAGAACUUGAGGGGCCUCUAGGUAAGAGUGAUGCUUUGAAUCGGGAACUGGUUUCUCUUGAAAGGGAAUUGUCAACACUUCGCAAAAAUGGAACAAUUGAUCCUUUUGGUCUUUACAUAUAUGGUCUCGUCCUCAAGGAGAAAGGCAAUGAAAAUCUUGCCCGUUCUGUGCUUGUAGAAUCUGUAAAUAUCUACCCCUGGAACUGGAGUGCUUGGUCCGAGCUGCAAGCACUCUGCACCACGAUUGAGGCAUUGAACAGUCUUAACAUUAAUAACCACUGGAUGAAAGACUUUUUCCUUGCCAGUGCUUACCAGGAACUCAGGAUGCAUAAUGAGUCCCUGGCAAAAUAUGAAUAUUUACAAGGAACUUUCACUUUCAGCAAUUACAUCCAAGCCCAGAUUGCUAAAGCUCAGUAUAACCUCAGGGAGUUCGAACAAGUCGAAGUUAUAUUUGAAGAACUUUUAAGAAAUGAUCCUUAUAGAAUUGAGGACAUGGAUAUGUAUUCCAAUGUCCUCUACGCUAAGGAGUGUUUUUCCGCCUUAAGUUAUCUUGCACACCGGGUGUUUUUGACUGAUAAAUAUAGACCCGAAUCCUGUUGUAUUGUUGGGAAUUAUUACAGUUUGAAAGGGCAGCAUGAAAAGUCGGUCAUGUAUUUCCGCAGGGCUCUUAAAUUGAAUAAGAAUUAUUUGUCAGCAUGGACUCUCAUGGGUCAUGAGUAUGUCGAGAUGAAGAAUACCUCAGCAGCAGUUGAUGCCUAUCGGCGUGCAGUAGAUAUAAAUCCAUGUGAUUAUCGAGCGUGGUAUGGUUUAGGCCAAGCAUAUGAAAUGAUGGGAAUGCCCUUUUAUGCACUUCAUUAUUUCAAGAAGUCGGUAUUCUUGCAACCAAAUGAUUCUCGGUUGUGGAUUGCAAUGGCCCAGUGUUUCGAGACCGAACAGCUCCACAUGCUCGAGGAAGCCAUCAAAUGUUAUAAACGAGCAGUGAAUUGUAACGACAGGGAAGCCAUUGCGCUACACCAACUUGCAAAACUUCACUGUGAACUUGGUCAAACUGAAGAGGCAGCAUUUUAUUACAAGAAGGAUUUGGAGAGGAUGGAGGCGGAAGAGAGGGAAGGACCGAAUAUGGUUGAAGCUUUAAUGUUUCUUGCCCAACAUUGUAAAACUCAGAAAAAAUUUGAUGAAGCAGAGGUUUACUGUACCCGUCUUCUUGACUACACAGGCCCAGAAAAGGAAACUGCAAAGAGUCUUCUUCGAGGAAUAAGGUAUGCAAGGGAUGUAGUUGAGCAUUUCCCACCCUAACUUUCUUCCAGUAACUUGGUUGUGAAAUCAAGAUUCCGGAAUCAUGGAAGUGUACUUGACUAAGUCCCAGAUUAUGGAAUGCAGAGGACUUACAGGACUUCAUUGAGUGCGCGGUAUAGAUUUAUUUGGUAGUAGUUUGCUGUGUACUUGUUCUGAUAUGAGUCAUUCUUAGAGUUUGAUCCAUUAAACUGGAAAGCAUUUCCUUUUGAGGUCCAUUCUUUUGUUGGGCAACCAGUGGAAAUGAGCAGAUUGAAAGCAUUCUGCUACAUCAGUCUUUUCAUGAUCCUUAGACAAUCCAUUUGUAUUAGCUGUCAAUCAAAAUUUAAAUAAUUUCUUUUCUUCCUUCA